UCCCCUCCGGCCCUCCCCUCACACAGAGCUCAAACAAAAUACCCACGCGCAAACACACACACACACACACACACACACACACACGCCAUGGCGACCUUGCUGUCGAUCCACGAGAAGGCCACCGCCGUCGUCGACCUUUACGUGCCCAUCCGUCACUCCGCCCACGCGGAGCGCGACGCGGCCACCGCCGACGACGACCUCCGCGCCGUGCGCGACCUCCGCGCCGCAGCGGUCGAGAGCCCCUCCCUCCAGGGCCCGCUCUCCCUCGACCAGCGCCGCGACGCGCUCCUGGCGUACGCCCGCGCGCUCGCCGUCGUGGCAUCUCGCUUCCUCAUCUCCCCCGACCGCGAGCACGUCCGGACCUUCUCCUUCACCUGGCACGACGCCUUCAACAUGAACCAGAAGGUGUGCCUGCCCUCUGUUCAUCUCGAGAGGGCCGCCGUGCUCUUCAACCUCGGCGCCGUCUACUCGCAGAUCGCGCUCGCUGCAGAUCUCAACACCGACAUCGGGAUCAAGAGCGCGUGCGGCGCGUUCGAGAGCGCCGCGGGAGCGUUCGCGGAGAGUGGGCUCGCUGCUAAGGCCGUCGCCGCCGGGGCCAUCACCGUCGAUGUGACGCCCGAGUGCACGGGCAUGUUGGAGAAGCUCAUGCUGGGGCAGGCGCAAGAGUGCUUGCUGGAGAAGUUCAUAGCUGGGGGGAAACCGCCCGAGCUAUGCUCCAAGGUGGCCCGCCAGUUGGGCAUAUUCUAUGAAGAAGCUUACCGAGCUCUAUGUGCACCUCCUCUUAGUCAGCACUUUGACAAGACAUGGAUUUCUCAUAUCCAGAUGAAGGCUGCUCAAUUCCAUGCAGAUGCAUGCUAUAGGUGUUCACUGGAUCUGCAUCAGGCAGAGGAAAUUUCUGAAGAAAUUGUGCGCCUACAGAUUGGAAUGAACGCCUUGGCUGAUGCCAAGAAAACAGCUAAGGGAGUUGCUGCCCCACUUUUGCAUUCUGUGUAUAAGCUGGAGAGUAACAUGAAAACCAACUUGGAGAGGGCCAUGAAGGAGAACAAUAGUAUGUAUCUGUUGCAGAUUCCAGAUGUGGGUUCUUUGGGAGCUCUCCCUGCAGCUUGUCUUGUCAAAUCCACUUCUCUGGCUGUAGCUCUAGGUGCUAGCGAACAGAGGCCGUUUUCACCACUUGUGCCUGAAGGCAGCAUGUGCGAUGCAGAGAAGCUCCAGCAGUCUAGUGAGAUCUCUGGAGUUAGGCUAAAGGAAAUGGAUCCAUCUGGUGUUCUUCCAUCACUGGAAGGCAAUGUCAGCUUAUCUGUAGAUCUGAAAGCAGGUGGUGAGGAGAACUAGGCUGUAGCCUAGUGGCAAGGGAGCGCAGUGGCGUCUCCAGCAACCAGGGUUCGAGCCACGUCGGGGACGAAUUUCUGGUUUCUCACAAGGGAUGCUUUCUCCUAUAUCAAUAAACCAUGGGUGCUAGUGCCCAUGAGUUUCAUCUGAAAGCAGGUGGUGAGGCUGUACAGAUAAGGGGUAGUCCUUCUGGCCUGGAAGCCGAAAUGCAGCUUAGGGAUUUGAAUAGGGUCAGUGAAGACUUGCUUGUUCAGACUGAGGAGGUGCUACAGAAGGAGGCAUGUCAAGAUGCUCAAUUUUGGACGCAAGUUGGUGCCUUAUCUACAGAUGAUUACAUGUGCAGGCUGAUUCAAUUGGCAUCCCCAUUAGUGCCCUCAUCCAUAUUGGAUGUACCUAAUGAUAUCCUGUUGGUUAUUGCUGACCUUGUUAGCCCCCCCUACCAGCUAGAGAGGAUGCGGCUGGUUUGCAAGGCAUGGAGAAACUUUCUUGAAAGUAGACUGGGGCCUUAUCUUGUCAUCUCCUGUGCAAACCCUACACACCUUGAUCAAGUUCAUCUUCUUCAGCUUCCGGAGGCUCCAGCUGCUGCUGCUGCCAUGGUACCAAUGCUUGCGAGGUCCUUUGAUCCCAUCCUUCCGCCGGUAGGGACAGCUUGUUGGGGUUCUGCUCAAGGUUUGAUUGCGAUGGUACAUGGUGAACCAUAUGAGAGAAUAAUAUUCUUACACUGCAUUCAUUGUGGUGAAAGGAUGCCGCUUCCACCCUAUGCAGCGGAAAUGAUACCGAGGGGUAUUUUCUUUAGAGCUGCUGCUCUCCAUGAUCACCUUGUGAUUUCAUGGGUUCAUCAGAUUGAUCAGCCCCAUCUUUUGAAUGAUGCUAUCGAUUGGAAUGACAUUGAAGCUGGGAAUUAGUGGUUCCCGUGCAUCGGGUAUGAGCCCUUUGGGGCAUCAUCUGUUGCCUUCUUACCCAAUGUGCUCAUGGGCGUCGUUGUAGAACAGGGAUUCAUUGUGCUUGAUGAGGUUGGCAGGCCAGUUCAAGACUUGGAGGCAUUGAUUAUGGUUCAAAUACCACCAGUACACAACUCUCUGGUACCAUGGGAGGAAAACCACAGGCACAUCUUUGUCCGCGAGGGGAGGUUGUACCUCUGCCUUCUCUUUGAUAAAUAUGCUGGUACAGUUCAAGAAUGUAACGCCCUCGAUGCGGCUAUAGCUCCCACGUGUCGAGGCAUGACUUAGAGACAUAACCGCAUUGAAAGCAAUGUCGCAAGUCAGGCAAUCAUUAUAACAUCCCAUGUAAUAUAUAAUAAAAGGGGGAGAUA
Messenger RNA from Triticum aestivum (bread wheat), 2641 nucleotides. RefSeq names its product vacuolar-sorting protein BRO1. The transcript has 2 exons. The record is from RefSeq and is a predicted model, not a curated record. Gene Ontology annotation, biological process: protein transport to vacuole involved in ubiquitin-dependent protein catabolic process via the multivesicular body sorting pathway. Bases 88 to 1332 code for a protein of 414 amino acids. Gene Ontology annotation, cellular component: endosome. Lineage: Eukaryota; Viridiplantae; Streptophyta; Magnoliopsida; Poales; Poaceae.